Molecule: messenger RNA, 2958 nt
Organism: Dinoponera quadriceps
Lineage: Eukaryota; Metazoa; Arthropoda; Insecta; Hymenoptera; Formicidae
Gene: Ythdf
Product: YTH domain-containing family protein 1-like
Exons: 4
Coding region: 646-2493 (615 amino acids)
Biological process (GO): mRNA destabilization
Cellular component (GO): cytoplasm
Molecular function (GO): mRNA binding; N6-methyladenosine-containing RNA reader activity
Source: RefSeq, a predicted model, not a curated record
GCGAGCACACAAGAGAGGUCAGUGCACGUCACGUAGUUAUUGCUCGAAGCCGAAGGAGGAAUUCGGUACGGUGAAUUCGUUCGCGGGUGAUUCCGGUCAGCGGGACAGCAGCGAACGUCUUGGGACUCUCGCGAGCGGGCCGAGGACAUUGUCGGUGCGCGGUCGGCUCAGCGGUGCUCGCUUCCGGACGGCCACGUAGUGCGAGACUGUGCGGAGAGCGCGCAGGGUUGGAGUUCGCGUUCACAAAAGAGAGAGAGAUCGCGGAAGUGUGUUGGCGCGUUCUUCCAGUGCGGGCGCGAGAGAGAGUGCACCGAGAGACAGAGCCGACGGGCAAGCCGUUGUGGCAUGUAGAGGCGCGCCGCCGCCGCCGCUAACUGCAUGUAAUCGCGCGCUACGUUCCCCCUCCUCCCCUCCGCCCGCCUGUCCUUCCGUAGCCGGUGCUGACACGGGCCGUCUAAAUCCGCACCCCGGUUCUACCGACCGACGACACGGGCGCCGCCGUCGCUCGACGCUCGCCGACGACGACGACGACGACGAGAACAACGACAGCUACUACGACGAAGACGAUUACGACGACGGCGACGUCGACGACGACGACGACGACGACAGCAACAACGACGAGACGCAGGCCGCACGACACAGGUUAUGUCAACUGGAUUGUCAGGCGCUGUCUCAAACCAGCGGAUGAAAGGACAAACUGGCAACCAAGUGAGCAAUGGCCCUAAGGAACACCAGCAGCAACAGCAGACGGAGCAUGCCGCUGGCGAGGACACCGGUUUCGAUUCGUGGCGAGGUGGCAACAAUGCUCAGCAUCACUCGAGUUAUCCGAUCGGCGCCGGUGAUCCGUACAAUCCGUACUACCCCGGCACCUCGUUCCCUUAUCAGACCUUCGGCGACGGUACAUGGUCGAACGGCACAGACCCGGUGGCUUUUCUGUCCGGCUACGGCGGUCAAAUAGGCCACGAUGCGUACGGCAUGGACGGUAUGUUCUCGGCGAACGCUGCCGCCGCCGCCAGCGGCGGCUUCGGCACGUUCGGCCAGCCGCAGUUUAACUACUUCCACGGUAACGGCGACUUCAGCGCUUGGGGCACGCCAAGGAGGACCAAGUACGAGGACUAUUACCCGCGCGGUAACGAGAGCUACACCACGCCGAGCAGCACGGACAUUAAGACCAUCGAGCAGAGUAUGCAGAGCUUGUCGAUCGGCAGCACCGCGGAGCUACCGAGGCAGGAUCAGCAGCACUCCGCUGCGGCGGCGGCGGCGGCAGCUGCGGCUGCGGCCGUGGCGCAGCAGCAGCUCAAGCCGGAGCCGAAGGAGCCGAGGAAGAUCACGUGGGCGAGCGUAGCAAGCCAGCCGGCGAAACCGGUGCCGCCGUUGUCCUCCACCCAGGGUAUGAAGAAGAAGGCGGGCAUGCCGCCGCCGCCGAUAGUGCCGGGCAAGCAUAACAUGGACAUCGGGACGUGGGGCGAGGGCAAGUCUUCCGCGCCGCCGCCGCCGACGGCACCUCCGCCGCCGCAGGUGCAACCGCCGAUCCCGCCGCCGCCGCCCCCCGUCCAGAGACAGCAGAGACCGCCCCCGCCGCCUCCCUGCUGGAACCGGCAGCCGACGGCGGCGACCCCGCCGCCUCCUCAAAUCCACGUACCGCCGCCGCAGUCGCAGCAUCAGCAGCACCAACAGCAGCAGCAGCAUCAUCAGCAGCAACAACAGCAGCAGCAGCAGCAGCAACAACAGCAGCAACAGCUCGUACAGAGCCAAUCGCAUCCGGUGCUCGACGAGCUGAAGGUGAAAAACGAUUACAACCCCGUAGAGUUCGAUCAGACCGCGCCCGGGGCCAGGUUCUUCGUGAUCAAGUCCUAUUCGGAGGACGACAUACAUCGUUCGAUCAAAUACGAGAUCUGGUGCAGCACGGAACACGGCAACAAGCGGCUGGACCAGGCUUACCGGGAGGCGAGUCGCGAAGGCGCGCCCCUCUAUCUGUUCUUCUCCGUCAACGGCUCCGGCCACUUCUGCGGCAUGGCGCAGAUGGUGUCGCCGGUCGAUUAUCAGUGCAACAGUAGUGUCUGGUCGCAGGACAAGUGGAAGGGUCAGUUCCGCGUGCGUUGGAUUUACGUGAAGGACGUUCCUAAUGUGCAACUGCGACACAUUAAGCUAGAGAACAAUGAGAACAAGCCGGUGACGAAUUCGCGGGACGCGCAAGAGGUGCCGCACGCCAAGGGUGUCACGGUGCUGCGCAUACUGCACACCUACCGCCACUCCACCAGCAUCUUCGACGACUUCGGGCAUUAUGAACGCAGGCAGGCCGAGGAGGACCAGCGUAAGGCACCGAGCAAUGUCAUACAGCAUCACCAUCCCUCCUCGAAUCACAGGAACAGAGGUCACGUCUCGGAUCUGCCCAGAGAUCAUCAUCAGCAUGGUCAUCAACCUCACCUACAUCAGCGCAAGGAACGCGACGGCACUCGUGGCCGCGGCGGAAGAGGAGGCUCGCGCCAGUAGCGUUGGGUAACGCAGAAACAUCACGUGGACGAGAGUGAACGACGUAAAGGAAGCACGCUGCGACUAAUUAUCACGUCCUACCACUUACUACUACCUUUGCUUUCCCGGAUCCGCGAUGGGCUUCUGAUUUUCCUGUGACCGAACUUUCGUCGUCGAAGCCGCGUUGUUCUUACGUUUAAAAAUGAUUAAUCCGUAUGAAAUAACUAGCGUCGCGUCGACAUCAUCGUAAGUAAUAUGUAACCGCAACUAUUAUGAGGAGCGAAGGAGGAUGAUGCGCUGUUUUUUCGACGAAUAUUUGGCUAAACCCGCUGAGAGACGAUCGCGAAAGAAAAAGGAGAAGCGUAUAGUGUGGUGUUGCGUGCUAUUCAUCGAGAGGUGUUUCUUAAACGUACAAAUUAUAAAACGGAACAGAUAUAGAACAGAGAGAGAGGAAGAGGGAGAGAAAGAGAGAGAGAGAGAGAGAGA